AUGAGCUCCACAAACGAUGGACUCGGGUUUUUCCAUUACCCAGAGGUCCGAGAAGGACCAUCCGUGCCGUAUGAGAACGAGACGCAGUCAAUACCCGUCUUCCGGGGCACGCCACUGGCCAUCGGAGCUGCGAUAAUUCACUCGGUCGGCUUCGUCCAGAGCUACUUUUGGCGGAAUGCUGGUUUUGGCGUCAUCCGUGACAUCCGAGAGCUCGACCACUAUACUGCGCGAUAUGAUCCGACUGUGAUCCCGGUGCGCUCGACAGCAGAACCUUCCACCCAGGAGCUGCCGUCUCCCACCCAGAGAAGAAAGGGAAAUUCCGGCUAUUACACUUCCGCAGACUAUCUCGCCCUCUAUAAGUCCGGGGAACUGACGCCUACCGCUGUUGUUGAAGCUCUGCUGCCCUUGAUCCGCCGCGAUGCUAAACCAGCAGGCAAGCAUUCGGUCGCGUUCCUGGAAUCGCAGGCGGAGGUUAUUCGUGCUGCUGCUGAAGCAUCAACACAGAGGUAUCGAAAGGGCGAGACACUAGGCCCGUUUGAUGGGGUUCCUGUUGCGGUCAAGGAUGAACUGCACAUUGAAGGAUAUGCGAGGACGUUGGGAAGUAAAUUGGACUUUAAAGGUGGCAUUGACGGCACCUCCUGGUGUGUCAAGAAAUGGGAGGAAGCUGGAGCCAUUGUGAUUGGCAAGGCAACGAUGCAUGAGCUUGGCUUUGAUACAAACAACAACAACCCCAACUACGGCACACCCAAGAACCCUCACAACCAGAGCUACUACUGCGGUGGCUCUUCGGGAGGCUCCGGAUAUGCUGUUGGAGCAGGACUGACACCCAUCGCACUGGGCGCCGAUGGAGGAGGUUCCAUCCGGAUUCCGUCUUCUUUCUGCGGAAUCUGGGGUUUGAAGCCAUCACACGGCCGUGUAUCUGCCGCACCGACAGUCGGUGUCGCUUCCACAGUCGGUGUCUAUGGCCCCAUGGCAGCAAGCAUUGACGAUCUCGCUAUGGCUUACCGCAUCAUGGCAGCUCCAGCUCCAUCUGUCGACGACCCCAUGUCGGCACUGUUCCCAGACCCCUUAGCUAGCAUUUCCUCUACCGAGCAACGGCCCAAGAACAAAACCAUCGGUAUAGUCAAGGCCUGGAUCGACCGUGCCGAGCCCCCCGUCCGUGCCAUCUUCGACAGGGCCCUCGACUUCUACCGCAAAAAUGGUUACACCGUUAUCGACAUUACCAUCCCCUACCUCCCCGAAGGCCAGCGCGCCCACACCCUCACCAUCAUGGCCGAGAUCUCAUCAGGCGUCUCCCUACGACAGAUCCGCGACUUGACCCCGCCCAACAAAAUUUUCGUCUCGAUGGGCAUGUGGCAGAUUCAAUCCCAGGAUCUCAUCGCCGCCCAGCGCCUCCGCAAUCUCCUCAUGUCGCACCUCGCUUAUCUCUUCCAGAAACACCCAGGUCUCCUAGUCCUCACUCCCUCCACCCCCAUCCCAGGCUGGAAGAUCGAUGGUGGUGAAGCGGACCUCGCUCGCGGCUUGUCAGACGGCAAGUCCUCCGUCCGAAACAUGGAGUAUGUGUGGCUGGCCAACUUCACCGGCUGUCCUGCUAUCAACUGUCCUGCCGGGUACGCUCGUGACGAUGGAAGUCCCGUCCCCGUGGGCCUGAUGGCUAUGGGUGAAUGGGGGUCUGAAGAGGACUUGAUCGCCUUCGCUAGGGAUGGAGAGGCAGUGUUGGAUCUUCCCGAAAACCAGAUCCCGGCUGCUGAUGGUGAGCAGAUCACGGGUUUGAGGAUCCCGCGUGGCAAGGACUCCCUGUGGGAAGAUGUCAUUGCAGAGGCCAAAGGGAAGAGCAGUUCCUGA
Aspergillus wentii DTO 134E9 is the source of this 1845-nucleotide messenger RNA. Its product is annotated as amidase. The transcript has 3 exons. The coding region runs from base 1 to 1845 and encodes 614 amino acids. NCBI's taxonomy places the organism in Eukaryota, Fungi, Ascomycota, Eurotiomycetes, Eurotiales, Aspergillaceae. The record is from RefSeq and is a predicted model, not a curated record. Gene Ontology annotation, molecular function: catalytic activity.